Molecule: messenger RNA, 985 nt
Organism: Hymenoscyphus albidus
Lineage: Eukaryota; Fungi; Ascomycota; Leotiomycetes; Helotiales; Helotiaceae
Source: the annotation of a GenBank genome assembly
AUGACUGCGAGACAUUGCGGGGUGGUGACGAUACCCAAGGUCUUUUCUCAGUCUUGUUCAGUGACAAUUUAUAAACCUGUCAUUUCUCAAGUAUGAAGAAUUAGAGGUAGGAGGGGUACUGGGUGGGAUAUUGGUGAUAGUUUCACCACAUAGUUGAAGCGACUAGGACAUCAUACGACCUUCUCCUCCCUCUUUUACGUCGUCGAGACAACCAAGCUGCAUUUACUUUUACAUCCAAGUUUACUCUCCGCCAGCGCGCCCUUCUAGCUCGUCAUAAUCAAGAAGUUGCUCAAUAUAUCCAACCAACCAGCUAACCUGGCACAUCAACACCACCAGCAACAAGCUAACCCCAUCCCCACAGUUCCCCUACGCCCUCACCGUCCUCCCCAAGGUCCUAGAAACAGAAUGGGACUCCCCAACCCUCGCCCCCUACAUCUCCGCCUUCCCGGUCGAACACCAAGCCACCCCCGCCGCUCUCCUCUCCCACGUCCACCAUCUCAUGUCCCAAGAUCUCAAAAUCGCCUACCUGAAAUCUCUUCAAGGGUACCUCUGGACCCAAGGCUACCUCUCCGGCUCCCUCCUCUGCACACUCUUCCCUGACGUCACGCCCGCUCUGCGAAAAUGGCAUGCCGCAGGCCUAACCCUCAUCAUCUACUCCUCGGGCUCUGUCGCCGCGCAGAAACUCCUCUUCCAGUAUACCACGGAUGGGGAUUUACGACCGUUGAUUGAGGGGUAUUUUGAUACUGUGAAUGCGGGGUUGAAGCAGGAGAGGGGGAGUUAUGAGAGGAUUGUGGGGACGAGGAGGGAGGGGGUGGAGAAGUGGUUGUUUCUUAGUGAUAAUGUUGGGGAGGUGAGCGCUGCGAGGGAGGCGGGAUUGCAGAGUUUUGUUGUUGUUAGGGAGGGGAAUGGUGUUCUUGGUGAGGAGGAGAGGGAGGGGCAGGUUUUGGUUGGGAGUUUUGAGGAGAUUGAGAUUGGGGGGGUGUGA